Molecule: messenger RNA, 1362 nt
Organism: Glarea lozoyensis ATCC 20868
Lineage: Eukaryota; Fungi; Ascomycota; Leotiomycetes; Helotiales; Helotiaceae
Exons: 6
Coding region: 1-1362 (453 amino acids)
Source: RefSeq, a predicted model, not a curated record
AUGAGUCCGCAACCGUCUUCCCCACUAGUGGAACCGCAGACGCCAGUCUUGGAAACCGGCGAAAUUCCAGACCAGCAGCUUCACACAGAACCGUCUAGGAACUCAUCAGAGAGCACGACCCAGCAUCUUCCGCCGAACAGCCCUCGACCAAAUCCACCAUCAACUCAAAGAUCAUGGGACCGCUUCCAGUUGGCUACAGUCAACAGCUUCCGUCACCAGAAAGAGGCACUCCGUCGUCGCCACAGCGAUUUCCGCGACUACGUUCACUUCUCGAUUCUCCCUCGAGACAGUCGGCCAAAUGCCACAACUGUGUUUUCGUUCCUAUGUGUCUUGAUCAGCUUUGCGGUCCUGCUCUGUAUGGGAGCAAGGUUUCCUAGGGAGUCGAUGUUGACGGUGAUACUCGUCUUUGGAGCGACAUGCUCGGUUGUACUGCCGAUAAGAUAUUUUCUUAGUAAUCGGGCGAAUCGUCGACAUGUGUAUCGACCGAACCUGGGUAAUACUAUUACCAUAGUCAUACUUACCAUUCCUACAUUUACCCUGCUGUAUGCCAAACUAUGGUAUCCGCAACGACGGACAGAGAUCUUGACAUCGUCGACUGACUCCGUUACAAGCGUUCGCUUCCCAUCCGUCGCGGUAUUCCAACGCAGCGACUGGUCUUCUCAAGCCAUCCUCCGAAGCGGCGGCUCCAAGUGUUUCCUCGGCUGGCACAACGAGGCCGCGCCUGCAUGUGCGAGCUUGGAUCCAAAAACAUUCGGCAACAGCACACAAUGCACUUGCAAAGAACUCUGGUACAACAACGACUCCGUCUUCCAAGAGUUCAUCUGGCAAAACACAAGCUACCGCUACGUCGUCUUCGACUCUCCGAAAUGGUUAAUCAGCACCAACCCAACCUACCUCCUCCUCCUCCAAACCUUCUUCGACUACAACGCAACCAAAGCCCUCCUCGACUCCAGCACCGUAAACCCAACCCUCCACCUCGCCAUCUACGACCCAACCCUCGGCCUCCAACGCGCCUUCGAAACAGGCUACACCCGCAUGAAUCUCAUCAACGCGAACGGCAUCGUCGCCGUGAACAUCGGCCUGCGUCUCCGUCAGGGCCUCGACGGGGUUUCCGCCUACGAUUUCACGCUCGGGCUGUCGAGCAGUCCGGCGCGCGAUCUGGUCUGCGAUGUUAGUUCCGCGUCGACGUAUCAGUAUCCGUGUCAUUUGAGCUUGUUCGUGCAGGUUCCGAAUUUUGAUCGCACGAUUGUGAGGACGAGGGCCGGGAUGGGGUGGUCGGAUGUGGCGGCGUCGGCGGGUGCGUAUUUUUCGUUUGUGCAGUUUGUGAGUUGGAUUCUUUCGGCGCAGGCGUUUAUUCCUUGA